AGAUCGAUGCCGCCGGUCGUUGCGAGCGAUGAAAACACAAUACUUGCCGACAAUUUCCUGCAGCCGCAACUCGUCGGUAUGGUUCGCUUCUAGGGCGUACACGUUUGACACUCUUUCAUCUGUCUGGAUUCCGGAAGCUGCCAGUGCCGUCGAUACGAAGACGGUGCGUUCGUAUGGAGCAAGCAAAGCGCCAAACAAGACCACCAAUCGAGACAACGGUGUCAUUAGAGCGGAGAGAAAUCAAGGCUUUCACGCUUUACACUUUACGCGCCAUCUAACGAGGGGCUUUGUGUUGCAAGGGCAGUGCGAUUCGCAAGAGCAGUUGGGGCGAGAUCUACCAGCAUUGCGGAGCUCGACAGUUCCUCCAGAAGUUAGGCUGGCGAAAGGGACUGCGGUGGCCAUGUCACUAACUGAAGAACCUGAAAUCAGAUGUAUUCAAUCAAGAGAGACAGAUCACAUGAAUCAAACAAUUAAGAAUGGAAACGACGUGGAUGGCAGCUAUCGUAUAAGUACUGAUAGUGAUGAUCAGAUUGGUGGCUUGAAAGUCGGUUUGGUAGCAUCUGCUCAAUGUCUAGAGCUCUCAACAGGAGACAUACCGUGCUGGGCGGCAAGGCUGCCUUUUGUUCACCCAUUACACCAACUCAUACAGCGUGGAUGCCUUGGGAUUCAGUGUGUUCCCUCCAAACUAAGCAAAUUGGAAGGUCUGAGAGGCUCCAUAAGCAAAUUAAAAUCUAGAACGUCAGAUAGAGCUUUAGUGCCACAUUCCAUGUCACAUUCUACAGAAGACGACAACAAAAGGGAUUGCAAAUUGAAAGGUAGUCAGAGCUCGAGCUCAAGUAGUCUAACGGAAUGCCAAGGAUCUGGCAGCAAAGUGUCAUGUCAGGAGUCACCGUCGAGCUCCAAAACACCAUAUGUAAUGAGAAGGGAACAGCAGCAAUUUAGAAACACAAAGAAGGUGAGCUCGGGAAUGGAUCCUCGCACAGCAGUUACUGUUGGGAGAGUGACUUUAGAGAAGCGACAACCAUCAGUGCAUAGAGCAGUGCAGCAACAGUACAGGUAUCCAACAGGGAGAGGCAUGACAUCACUGAAGGUUCGCAGGCAGACGUACCUAGACCCUGUUGCCGGUUGCAGCAAACAAUUUGCUCGUCGGCUUGCCGAGCUGGCACGGGCAGAAACAGAAACAAUUCACUGGGAAAUGACAAGAAAGAAUAAAAAGAAAACGGUCGCGGGAUGACAAACAAAUGUCUUGGUAUGUCUAUUGAAUUUAAAU
Molecule: messenger RNA, 1270 nt
Organism: Corticium candelabrum
Lineage: Eukaryota; Metazoa; Porifera; Homoscleromorpha; Homosclerophorida; Plakinidae
Exons: 5
Coding region: 29-1234 (401 amino acids)
Source: RefSeq, a predicted model, not a curated record